Rhinolophus ferrumequinum (greater horseshoe bat) is the source of this 2034-nucleotide messenger RNA. It is a transcript of the gene HTRA3, whose product is annotated as HtrA serine peptidase 3. The transcript has 7 exons. The record is from RefSeq and is a predicted model, not a curated record. NCBI's taxonomy places the organism in Eukaryota, Metazoa, Chordata, Mammalia, Chiroptera, Rhinolophidae. Gene Ontology annotation, molecular function: protein binding; serine-type endopeptidase activity. Gene Ontology annotation, cellular component: extracellular region. Gene Ontology annotation, biological process: proteolysis. Bases 93 to 1292 code for a protein of 399 amino acids.
CGGCGGCCCGGAGGGAGUGGGCGUCUCUCCAGUCUCCGCAACCCGGUCAUGCCCCUGCGGUCCCGUCACUGGCUCGCCUGAGCCGCUGGCGCAUGUGGCCGUGUGCGCGUCCCCGGCCCCUCCGUAGGCGUCCGGCGCCGGGCUCCGGCGCGGCCUCGGUGUCCCCGCUGGCCCCCGGCCGGUCUUCCGCGUUGCCGCCCGCCGCCGGCCCGUCAGCCAUGCAGACGCGGGCGCUGCUUCUGUCCGCGCUGACCGCGCUGGCGCUGGCCCGGGAUCCCCCGGCGGCGCCGUGCCCAGCGCGCUGCGAUGUGUCGCGGUGCCCGAGCCCCCGCUGCCCCGGCGGCUACGUGCCCGACCUCUGCAACUGCUGCCUGGUGUGCGCUGCCAGCGAGGGCGAACCGUGCGGCCGCCCCCUGGAUUCGCCGUGUGGGGAGAGCCUGGAGUGCACGCGAGGUGUGUGUCGCUGUCGCUGGGCUCAUGCUGUGUGCGGCACCGACGGGCACACCUAUGCCAACGUGUGCGCGCUGCAGGCUGCCAGCCGCCGGGCGCUGCAGCUCUCUGGGACGCCCGUGCGCCAGUUGCAGAAGGGCGCCUGCCCAUCGGGUCUCCACCAGCUGACCAGCCCACGGUACAAGUUCAACUUCAUCGCCGACGUGGUGGAGAAGAUCGCACCGGCUGUGGUCCACAUAGAGCUCUUCCUGAGACAUCCGCUGUUUGGCCGCAACGUGCCCCUCUCCAGCGGCUCGGGCUUCAUCAUGUCGGAGGCCGGCCUCAUUGUCACCAACGCCCACGUGGUGACCAGCACCAACACCCUCUCAGGCCGGCAGCAGCUCAAGGUGCAGCUGCAGAAUGGUGACACCUACGAGGCCACCAUCAAGGACAUCGACAAGAAGUCGGACAUCGCCACCAUUAAGAUCCAUUCCAAAAAAAAGCUCCCGGCGCUGUUGCUGGGCCAGUCGGCAGACCUGCGUCCCGGCGAGUUUGUGGUGGCCAUCGGCAGCCCCUUCGCCCUGCAGAACACAGUGACCACGGGCAUCGUGAGCACGGCCCAGAGGGAUGGCCGGGAGCUGGGCCUGCGGGACUCGGACAUGGACUACAUCCAGACAGACGCCAUCAUCAACUACGGGAACUCCGGGGGGCCGCUGGUGAACCUGGACGGCGAGGUCAUUGGCAUCAACACGCUGAAGGUUGCCGCCGGCAUCUCCUUCGCCAUCCCCUCGGACCGCAUUGCGCGCUUCCUCACGGAGUUCCAGGACAAGCACCUGAAAGCCCUCUCACCAGCAGCUCAUUGAGAGCGGGGGGCCUCUGCAUGCUUGCCCGUCCUCCACCACUCCGCCAGCCGAGCACACACAGCCCAGUACAGAAAAGACCGGGGCCGUGAGGACUGGUUACGUGAAGAACUGCUGUUGAGGACUCCGUUUGGUUCAUCAGUGUCCCUUAUGUGAAAAUAGCCUGGAGCCAGGGCAGUGCCUGUCUUCCCUAAUAACUCUGAAGGCUUCUAUUGGCCAGAGGGGCCAUCUAACCUCCUGAGCCCUUUUCCUCUUGGCUGCUAGGAAGCUCAGAACUUGACCCAGGGCUGUACCUUCGUACCUCACAGUCUUGGUCCUUUCUCUAAUAAGUGGGCUUUUCCACUGUAAUUAUCUCCUGCUCCAGGGGCCUUUGACUUUUGCCACCUUCCUGCAAAUCGGUGGAGCUGCACUUUGCACAGAUUGAGCUGUGAGGUGACUGUUUUGUUGGAAAUGGGAUGAUAACAUCCUCUCCCUUCCUGCCGCUCUUCCUUUGCUCUCACAGACAGGAACCCACCAGGGGCCAGGUGCACCCCUUUGUUAUCCAGGGACUGACCCUGUCGGCACUGACCUCACCCCAGACCCUCCCAGAGCUGUCCCCUCUCCCAGGACAUGUGGACUAAUUGAAGAGUCCACUAAAUCUUAGCUGGAUGACUGAAGAAUCUAUAAUUUAAAAUCCUUUUGAAGUUAGCUGGUGUUCAUUUCUGCUUUUUUUUUUUUUAAUAAAAAUAUCAAACUAUCCAAACCC